Molecule: messenger RNA, 734 nt
Organism: Paramuricea clavata
Lineage: Eukaryota; Metazoa; Cnidaria; Anthozoa; Malacalcyonacea; Plexauridae
Source: the annotation of a GenBank genome assembly
AUGUUGUUUUACAGAAUACCCAAGAAGAAAAACGCGCCCCCUGCUGAAACACAAAUGGAGUGGAUCAAAAAUACUUUAAAUGACUCCAAGUAGGUUUAAUGGGUGAUUACAAAUUAAUUUAUUGGACCCAAUUAACGAACUGAUGUUAUUAUCCUGGUAGCAUGUUUAAUCAAGUACUUCCGACAAAUCAUCCGCCAGUGCGUUAAUAAUAAUAAUAAUGACUUUCUCCAGUUUAAAUAAAGUCAUUAUUAUUAUUAUUAUUAACGCACUCAAGACGACCAACAUAAGGCGCAAUUCCGUAUGCACGUAUUCAAGCACGCAGUUUAUGCAGAUACGAUAGUUCGUAUUAUACACAGAAAAAUAAUCAGAAGACGUAUAGUUUCUUUACCUUGGAUGUUUUCUCUCUUCUUAUACGCAGAUAUUCUUAAUAUAUAAUAAUAUUAAUAUCUAGGGCAGAUUACCUGAUUGUUUUUGGUCAUCAUCCAAUGUUCUCAGCCGGAUGGCACGGCAGCAGCCAGUCUCUUCAAGACAAGCUACAAGAUUUGUUUAAACAACACAAAGUUAAUGCUUACAUCAGUGGACAUGAUCAUAAUCUACAGGUUGUAAACUCUCUCCAGACCACACUAAUAAAAAUCGUAUAUACGACAAACUCCAUGUAUAUCUGUUCUUUUCAAAGAUAUAACUGAUUUGAUGUUUUUCUUUUUCAUAUAGCAUAUUGUCCCAGAAAAUUCGUC